UGUUAGAAGUUAUCGAGCUUCUUCUGGGCAUUGUCUUUAGUAUUAAAAAGUCUCAUGUAGAUGAAUGGCAGCUAGGAGGGGGCUGCCUUGUAACCAGUGUACAGGGACUACCACCACUCUUCAAAAACUUGAAGAUUUUGCUAGUAGAUUGUUUCAUAGACAGCCUAAGGGUACAGCUCAUGAUUUGAAAACAGAUCUGGAAAAUGAGAGCCUUCAUUUCUCUGAAUACACUGCCUUAUGGGACAGAUCAAUGAGAGACUUCCUGUCCAAGGCCAAGGAAGAAUUCUUGAGGAAAUGGGAAAAUCCCACCCAGAAUACUGCUGUUCUGGAUGACUUUGAGAGAAAGAAAACUCUUGGAACUGGAUCAUUUGGACGUGUCAUGCUUGUGAAACACAAGGCCACUGAGCAGUAUUAUGCUAUGAAAAUCCUUGAUAAGCAGAAGAAAGAGAAGACUCUGGUAGAGAAUACUUGCACUAAACAAGGCAAAUGUGCUCCACAAACACAGCAGGAAAAAGUUGUUAAGCUGAAGCAGAUUGAGCAUACCUUGAAUGAGAAAAGGAUCCUUCAGUCUGUGAAUUUCCCUUUUCUGGUCAAGCUGGAAUAUGCUUUCAAGGACAAUUCUAACCUGUACAUGGUUAUGGAAUACGUGCCUGGUGGUGAGAUGUUUUCCCACCUGAGAAAGACUGGCAGAUUCAGCGAGCCCCAUGCCCGCUUCUAUGCCUCCCAGAUUGUUCUGACUUUUGAGUAUCUUCAUGCUCUUGACCUGGUCUAUCGUGACCUGAAGCCUGAAAAUCUUCUGAUUGACAAAUAUGGAUACAUCCUGGUCACUGACUUUGGAUUCGCCAAAAGGGUGAAGGGCAGAACCUGGACCCUUUGUGGAACCCCUGAAUACCUGGCUCCUGAGAUCAUCCUCAGCAAGGGAUACAACAAGGCCGUGGACUGGUGGGCCCUGGGAGUGCUGAUCUAUGAGAUGACCGCUGGUUAUCCUCCCUUCUUUGCUGACCAGCCCAUUCAGAUCUACGAAAAGAUCAUUUCUGGAAAGGUCCGUUUCCCCUCCCACUUCAGCUCCGAACUCAAGGACCUUCUGAGGAACCUGCUCCAGGUUGACCUGACUAAGCGUUUCGGGAACCUGAAGAAUGGUGUUGGUGACAUCAAGCACCACCGUUGGUUUUCUGCCAUUGACUGGAUUGCCAUUUUUCAGAGAAAAGUGGAAGCGCCAUUCGUUCCCCGCUACCGAGGUGCUGGCGAUACCAGCAACUUCGAUGAUUACGAAGAAGAGGAAAUCCGUGUUUCUCUUACCGAGAAAUGUGCAAAGGAAUUCGCUGAUUUUUAAAGUGGGCCCAGCAGGUCUCACCCCUUUGCACCAUGUUAUAAAAAAAGGCGAAGCUGAACAUCAUUAUGUAACAACAGUGAUACCAUCUAGUUCCUUCAUUCCACACAGCUAAGUCAUCAUCAUGCGUGCAAUUAUGAAAACCCAGAUUACCUAGGCACAGGGCCGGCCAAGGGUAUUAUUUUUUCUUUGCCCUUUUUUUGUUUGUCCUUCUCUCUUUGGAUUCUAUAAUUAUACUUUUCCCUUUUUCAAAUUUACAAAGUCCAGCCCAUCCCCCCCAACACUCACUCCACAAUGACCUAUUUUCUUUUGAUCAGUUUGAUGUUCAGAAAUAGGAGGUGGUACAGCUAGUAAUAUUUUGAUGGAGAGAGAGAGGGAGAGAAAGAGAGAGAGAAAGAGAGAGA
Antechinus flavipes (yellow-footed antechinus) is the source of this 1734-nucleotide messenger RNA. It is a transcript of the gene PRKACB, whose product is annotated as protein kinase cAMP-activated catalytic subunit beta. The transcript is spliced from 11 exons. Lineage: Eukaryota; Metazoa; Chordata; Mammalia; Dasyuromorphia; Dasyuridae. Gene Ontology annotation, cellular component: cAMP-dependent protein kinase complex; nucleus. Gene Ontology annotation, molecular function: cAMP-dependent protein kinase activity; ATP binding. The record is from RefSeq and is a predicted model, not a curated record. Gene Ontology annotation, biological process: peptidyl-serine phosphorylation. Bases 65 to 1333 code for a protein of 422 amino acids.